UGUCACUUUUUAUUAAUUAUAGAUCUACUUUAUAUGACGGAUGGAUUAACCAUUGUGAUUCGGCGUCCUUUCCUUUCCUUCCUGAUCUCGAGCGAAGGUUAAAUAUGGAACCUCUACGUGUUCUUGUGACUGGUGCAGCAGGCCAAAUUGCUUAUUCUCUCUUACAUUCAAUUGCAAAGGGAGAUGUUUUUGGUAAAGAUCAACGUAUUAUUCUUCAUCUUUUGGAUAUUCCUCCAAUGAUGGGUGUUUUAGAAGGUGUAGUAAUGGAAUUAAUUGAUUGUGCCUUUCCACUUGUAGUAGAUAUUGUUGCAACUACAGAUGAAGCUAAAGCUUUUGAUAAUAUUGAAUCAGCUUUUCUUGUUGGUUCAAUGCCUCGAAGAGAAGGAAUGGAAAGAAAAGAUUUAUUAGCUGCUAAUGUUAAGAUUUUUAAAAGUCAAGGAAUGGCUUUAGAUAAAUAUGCAAAGAAAACUGUUAAAGUUUUAGUUGUUGGUAAUCCUGCAAACACAAAUGCUUUUAUCUGUAGUAAAUAUGCUCCAUCUAUUCCUAAAGAAAAUUUUUCUGCUAUGACAAGAUUGGAUCAGAACAGAGCUCAAGCACAGAUUGCUUCCCGACUGAAAAUCUCUCCAAACGAAGUUUCUAAUGUAAUAAUUUGGGGUAAUCACUCUUCAACCCAAUUUCCUGAUGCCAGUCAUGCAGAAGCUAAUGUUGGUGGCAAAAAAACUAAAGUAAUUGAUGUCAUAGAAGAAAGUUAUUUGAAAGGAGACUUUAUUUCUGUUGUACAGAAAAGAGGUGCUGCUGUAAUUGCUGCAAGAAAAUUGUCUAGUGCUAUGUCUGCAGCUAAAGCUGCUGGUGAUCACAUGAGAGAUUGGUGGCAUGGUACUCCUCAGGGAAAAUAUGUAUCCAUGGCAGUAUAUUCAGAUGGAUCUUACGGGGUUCCUGCUGACGUCAUGUUUAGUUUUCCCGUCGAAAUUGGAUCAGAUCGUAACUGGAAAAUUGUGCAGGGUCUGUCCAUCAAUGAUUUUGCCAGAGAGAAGUUGACUCUCACCGGAGAAGAGCUCGUUGCUGAGAAAACGGACGCGCUAUCCGUCUGUGAAAAUUGACAAGCGACACCCCCUGCAGCUAGAAUGUAAAUGCAUUAAAGUUAUUAGCUCACUAUAAUUUGAGAGCUGAUUUGUUUGUAGACUAUUAUGUAUAGUUUUAUUGAUAAUUUGAAAAAGCUGUUGAUAAAUGCAUUAUUAUUUUGAUUUAUAUAAAAGUUAGUUAUUCAAAGUUGAAAUUAUGUAGAAUACUUUGGAUACUAGGAACUUGUUCACUGGCUGUAGGCGGGUAGCUUUUUUUCUUUUAGUCAGUAUGAAAUUGUCUAUAUUAUUGUUGAAACAAGCAUAAUCAGGGAGAUAUCAGUUAUGCAUUUAAAUGAUCUAGAAGAAUAUUAAAAAUUUCAAAGUUUGAA
Molecule: messenger RNA, 1450 nt
Organism: Centruroides sculpturatus (bark scorpion)
Lineage: Eukaryota; Metazoa; Arthropoda; Arachnida; Scorpiones; Buthidae
Gene: Mdh1
Product: malate dehydrogenase, cytoplasmic-like
Exons: 8
Coding region: 105-1100 (331 amino acids)
Biological process (GO): oxaloacetate metabolic process; malate metabolic process; tricarboxylic acid cycle
Cellular component (GO): cytosol; mitochondrion
Molecular function (GO): L-malate dehydrogenase (NAD+) activity
Source: RefSeq, a predicted model, not a curated record